CGCCAACCCUUACACUGACUGGACGUGGCCUUAGUUGCUCCUGCGAGACGGCGCGGGACGUCUUUCACACGGGAGCCAGGAAGAUCCUCACGCUGCGGGAGGCAACGUAGGAAGAGCCUUUGUUUGAGCAUCCUUCCUAAUCCUUCUUUUCGAAAAUGACCAAAAAAUCAAAUCAGGCGGCAGUGAGGGAGGGGGGGCGGGCCUCUCUGGACGACAAAACCAACCCGGACAGAAAUCAGAACGACUCCAAAGGAGGGUCGUCCGCCGGGAAGUACCAGCUGCGCCCGCGCUCCCUGCACGCUCGCCGCCGCUGCGACGCCGACUGGAACAUCCAGGACAAGCGGAAGCCGAAGUCACGGCCGGCGCCUCUCUCGAAGUACCGCAGAAAGACCGCUAACACGCGGGAGCGGCACCGCAUGCGGCAGAUCAACUGCGCCUUCGAGAAAUUACGCGAAAUGCUUCCGCGGUGCAGUGCCAGCCGCCGCGGAGCCGCCUCCGACAUGACCAAGUUCACGACGCUGAGACUCGCCUCCGCCUACAUCAAGGCGCUGCAGGAGAUCCUGGACGCCAACACGCGGCAGGACGCCCCGGACGAGGUGUUCCUCGACACCCACUCCGCCGUCGCCAACUCGGGCCGCCAGGACAACUGCUCGUGGCUCCUCCCGCCCGGCCUGGAGGACGACGCACCCUUCCUCCAGGAGCCGCAGCUGGAGCUCUACCCCGACAGACCCGUGAGGCUGCCGCAGCACCGCCAGGACGACGACGGCGCCGUCACGGACUCUGAACUCGCAUCCCUCCUCUGCGACUCCUCGGACUCGGGCGUCUUCGAGGACAACCUCGAGUCGUUCUCGUACCUCUCGCCGAUGUACGGGCCGGACGAGGUGGCGCUGCUGUUGCUGGAGGCCGAGACGUCGUCCUCGUGGUCCGACACCUACACGAAGUUCGCCAUCUCUUAACACGCGUGUUUGGAAGCGCAGUGGAGUCGCUCGCACGCCCCUGUGACUGAGGCUGACGUUCUCCGACGCUGAGUUCGAGGCUUUUCCUUGGAUGGCACUUCUGCUGCAGAGGCUGAAGAAGCGGCAUAGUGAGAAAUUCUGAUAAAGAUUCCACGAAGUGAAUGAUAAUAGAAAUAAUCAGAUUUAGGUUAAUGUGGUGCCAGUGUGUGUGUGUGUGUAAAAUUUUUGUCCCAGAAAAAAUAUAUAUAUAUAUAAAGCAAAAUUAUUUAUAAAAAUUAUCAGGAUUUCCUGAUAUCUCACUUCUUCGGAUUCGAGUAAAAAAAGCAUCUACAGUAGACAGCUAUGAUACUUCGUUACGUACUAAUUACCAGCAUUAGAUUUGAAUCUGAGAUACAAGGAUCAGAAAUGAAUAUUAGCGUGGAAGAACUAUAACGAAAUACAGAGAUUUAAAGUGAAAGAAUAUGGAAAAAAAAAUGUGUAGUCUUAAAUUUGUGCAACAAUGUACAGCGUUAGGAAAGGCUAUGAAUGCGUUUUAAAUCUAAUAUCUAAGUUUUAAGUGUCCGAACAGUAAUCUUAUCACCUACAGAAACGAGGUAACCUGAACCUCUCCAACUUUCCUCAAGGAAUUUUUACUACCUUCAUCAUCAUUUGGGAAGAUUUACGAAGUGUCUUCAAUCCCCAGCGUUCAAAAUAUGAACAGUGAGCGUCUCACUCUUUUACUGAAGCGGGGAAACCAUUAUCAAGUAGUGAUGGGGAAAAUGCAAUAUAGUUUAUUAGUGAUUGUAAGGAUAGUAAAAUUUUAAUUUUAUUCCAUUUUUUUCUUAUAGUGAGGAAGAUGCACUUGAUAUACUUGUGAUGACUGACAAAAGCACGAUACUAUGCUAAUUACAAUCCUUUGAUUAUUGACUCGUGGAAGAUGAUAAUUAUUUGAA
Messenger RNA from Penaeus monodon (black tiger shrimp), 1888 nucleotides. Its product is annotated as neurogenic differentiation factor 4-like. Gene Ontology annotation, molecular function: protein dimerization activity. The record is from RefSeq and is a predicted model, not a curated record. NCBI's taxonomy places the organism in Eukaryota, Metazoa, Arthropoda, Malacostraca, Decapoda, Penaeidae.